AUGGCCAACUUGACCUCCAUGAGUGGAUUCCUCCUCAUGGGGUUUUCUGAUAACCAUGAGUUUCAGAUUUUACUUGCAUUGCUGUUUUUGGUGACAUACCUGUUGGCCUUGACAGGCAACCUCCUCAUUAUCUCUGUAACCGGCUUGGACCAUCCCCUCCAGUCCCCUAUGUAUUAUUUCUUGAAGCACCUCUCUCUUCUGGACCUCUGCUUCAUCUCUGUCACAGUUCCCCAGUCCAUCACAAAUUCACUUAUGAACAAUGGUUACAUAUCCUGUGGCCAGUGCAUUCUUCAGGUGUUCUUCUUCAUAGUUCUGGCCUCAUCUGGAGUUGCCAUCCUCACAGUGAUGUCUUAUGACCGGUAUGUCACCAUCUGUCGGCCCCUGCAGUAUGAGACCAUUAUGAACAACUAUGCUUGUAGGCAUGCAGUGACAGCUGUGUGGCUUGCUGGGGGCCUCUCUGGGCUCAUGCAUAAAGCUGUGAACUUCUCCAUACCUCUCUGUGGAGAGAGAGUCAUUCACCAAUUCUUCUGUGAUAUUCCUCCGCUGAAACUAGCUUGUUCUCAUGAAUUCAUCAAUGAGAUUGCAGUGGCUGCCUUCACAACCUCAGCAGCAUUCAUCUGCUUGGUCUCCAUUGUGCUCUCCUAUGUUCACAUCUUCUCUACUGUGCUGAAGAUCCCAUCAGCCGAGGGCCAGACCAAAGUCUUCACCACCUGCUUACCACAUCUGUUUGUAGUCACCUUCUUCCUCUCCACUGCAGGCUUUGAGUUUCUGCACCCCCCUUCCAACUCCCAAUCAGCUAUGGAUCUCAUGUUCUCCAUAUUCUAUACGGUGAUACCACCAACACUCAAUCCAGCUAUCUACAGUUUACGGAAUGAAGCCAUGAAGGCAGCUCUGAGGAAGGUGCUAUCAAAAGGAGAAUUUGCCCAGAGAAAGAUGUAUUUAAAAGCCAUUUUUAAAUUCUAA
This is a messenger RNA of Mirounga angustirostris (Northern elephant seal), 963 nucleotides long. RefSeq names its product olfactory receptor 14J1-like. Gene Ontology annotation, molecular function: olfactory receptor activity; G protein-coupled receptor activity; odorant binding. NCBI's taxonomy places the organism in Eukaryota, Metazoa, Chordata, Mammalia, Carnivora, Phocidae. The record is from RefSeq and is a predicted model, not a curated record. Gene Ontology annotation, biological process: G protein-coupled receptor signaling pathway. Gene Ontology annotation, cellular component: membrane.